UAAAAAUGCGAGUAUCUGUCAUUCAGGAUCUUAGGGAAGAUGAAAGUGAGGAUGGGGAAGAAGAAGAAGAAAAGGUCUUCCUCAAGCCUGUUAUUGAGGACAGAAAUAUGGAACUGGCCCGAAAGUGCAGUGAAAUGAUAAGUGAUAUACACUAUAAAGAAGAGUUUAAAAAGUCUAAGGGCAAGUGUAUAUUUGUACCUGACACCCCACAGCUAAAACACGUGAAAAGUCUUGGUGCUUUUAUUUCUGAGGUAAAGUACAAAGGAGCUGCUAAGAAAGACCUUUCGAACUCUCUUUAUCAGCAGAUGCCAGCCACAAUUGACAGCGUAUUUGCAAAAGAGUUAACACAAGUUCAGAGCAAGGUUCUCUAUAAACAAAAACAUGAUGCUGAGAAAGGAACUUCAGAUUAUGCACAUAUGAAGGAGCCUCCAGAUAUUAAGCAUGCAAUGGAAGUCAAUAAAUACCAGAGUGAAGUAUCCUAUAAGAAGGAUGUGCAAGAUACUCACAGAUACACUGAAGUGCUGAACAGGCCAGACAUAAAGAUAGCAACUGAGAUAACAAAGAUAAUAAGUGAUGCUGAGUAUAAGAAAGGAAGGGGAGAUAUGAAUAAGGAGCCUGCUGUACUUGGAAGACCAGAUUUUGAACAUGCUAAAGGAGUUUCAAAACUGUUAAGCCAAGUGAAAUACAAAGAGCAGUUCAAUAAGGAAAUGAAGAGCCACCAGUACAAUCCUCUUGACAGUGCUUCCUUCAAGCAAGCACAGAUUGCAUCCACCUUGGCAAGUGAUGUAAAUUACAAGAAAGAUUUGGAAAACCUACAUGAUCCAGCCUCUGAUCUACCAAACCUGCUAUAUUUAAACCAUGCUUUAAAUAUCAGCAAAACGCACAGUGAUGUCAAGUACAAGGAGAAUUAUGAAAAAUCUAAAGGCAAAUCAAUGCUGGAGUUCGUGGAUACACCAAUGUAUCAAGUUUCAAAAGAGGCUCAAAAGAUGCAAAGUGAGAAAAUGUAUCGCAAAGAUUUUGAAGAAGAGAUCAAAGGAAGACCCUCAAUGGACUUAGACAAGACCCCAGAGUUCUUGCAUAUAAAACAAGUCACUAACCUUCUGAAAGAGAAAGAGUAUAGGAAAGAUUUGGAAGAAGGGAUGAAAGGAAAAGGAAUGACAGUGUUUGAAGAUACACCAGAUUUGAUUAGAGUGAAAAAUGCAGCUCAGAUACUAAAUGAGAAACAAUACAAGAAAGACCUGGAAACUGAAAUUAAAGGGAAGGGCAUGGAAGUUGGUCCAGAUACUCCUGAGAUAAAACGAGCCAAGAAAGCUUCUGAAAUUGCAAGCAUGAAAGAAUACAAGAAAGACUUGGAGAAUGAAAUUAAAGGAAAGGGAAUGGAAGUGGGCAUAGAUACGCUUGAUAUACAACGAGCUAAAAAAGCUUCUGAAAUUGUAAGCCAGAAAAAAUAUAAAAAGGAUCUGAAGACUGAAAUUAUAGGAAAAGGGAUGCAAGUUGGCCCAUAUACUCCUGAAAUACAACGGGUUAAAAGGGCUUCAGAAAUGGCAAGCCAGAAAAUGUACAAAGCUGAAGCAGAGAAAAUGCUUGGUAACUAUUCUACUGUCCCAGAUACUCCAGAGAUGGAGAGGAUAAAAAGUACUCAGAAAAACAUCAGUUCAGUGUUUUAUAAGAAAGAAGUAGGAGCUGGCACGGCUGUAAAAGAGACUCCAGAGACUGAAAGAGUAAAGAAAAAUCAACAGAAUAUUAGUUCGAUUAAAUACAAGGGAGAAAUUCAGCAUGCAACAGCUAUUUCUGAUCCACCUGAACUAAGGAGAGUCAAGGAAAACCAGAAGAAUAUCAGCAAUGUUCAGUACAAAGAGCAGCUCUGCAAAGCUACGCCUGUGACUGUCACCCCUGAGAUUGAGAGAGUCAAGAGGAAUCAAGAGAAUGUCAGCAUGGUUCACUACAGAGAGCAGCCUGGCAAAGCUACUGCUGUGAGUGUCACUCCUGAGAUAGAGAGAGUCAAGAAGAAUCAAGACAAUAUCAGCUCGGUCAAGUACAGCAGUGAUCACAGGCAGAUGAAAGGUAGACGUAGUGUGCUUCUAGACACACCUGAGCUAAGACAUGUCAAAGAAACACAAAACAACAUCUCAAUGGUUAAAUACCAUGAAGAUUUUGAGAAGACAAAGGGCAGAGGCUUCACCCCAGUGGUAGAUGAUCCUGUAACAGAGCGGGUGCGGAAAAACACCCAGAUUAUGAGUGAUGCAGCAUAUAAAGGUGUGCAUCCACAUAUUGUUGAAAUGGAUAGAAGACCUGGAAUCAUUGUUGAUCUAAAAGUUUGGCGCACAGAUCCUGGCUCCAUCUUCGACAUUGAUCCCCUGGAAGACAAUAUUCAGUCUAGGAGUCUGCAUAUGCUUUCUGAAAGAGCAAGCCGUUACAGUAAGCAGUAUUUACAUUCUACCAGUUUGGGAGAUUAUAAAUCAGAUGGCUCUGACACGAACCCUACCUUUUCUUACUGCAGUGAGAUAACAAGGCCAUCUGAUGAAGGAGCCCCUGUUCUCCCUGGGGCAUAUCAGCAAAGCCAGUCUCAAGGAUAUGGGUACAUGCACCAGACCAGUAUGUCAUCCAUGAGGUCCAUGCAUUCACAGCCUCAUUCAGCAGGUCUGAGAACAUACAGAGCUAUGUAUGACUACAGUGCUCAAGAUGAAGAUGAAGUUUCCUUCAGGGAUGGUGAUUAUAUCAUCAACGUGCAACCAAUUGAUGAUGGUUGGAUGUAUGGUACUGUUCAGAGAACUGGGAAAACAGGAAUGCUUCCAGCAAAUUAUAUUGAGUUUGUUAACUAAUUUUUGUCUCUAGUCCUUUGAGCUUUAUUAUGAUUUACUCAAAAUCUAACCUUUUAGAAAAAGUCAGAAGAAUCUUUUAUGAGUACAUGUUCAUUACUUUAUCACUUCUAUAAAAGUCUGCAUUCUCACUCAGAAUCUACUUUAGAGUCCUUUACAGAUAAAUAAUCAACAAGAAGCUCAGAACUUUGAAAACAACAUUGCUUAUAAUAGUGCUCCCUCAAAAUGAAAAACAUAAAUGAAAGCCUGGUGCUGCUCAUCUUAUAAAGAUUUCAGUCAAUUUGCUGUAAAGGGGCAAUACCUUUUCCCUACACCUUAAAGAUAUUAUUUCUCUUUAUUAUAACUAUAAAAUUGAUUCACUUCUUAUGGCACUCUGAAGUCACAGGAGGCUAACCCACUGAAUUUGAACACAUCUUAAAAUUAGGGAGGUGUAUAAUGUUUGAGCAGUUAGAAUUUUAAUAAAAAUAAAAAUGUUGAGUUGAUAAUUCGAUCUUUUGAGGUAAUGACAAGUAAUAUGGUAGUUAAAAAAACAAAGAAAAGAUCCUACUGCCCAGCAGCCUUACAGUAAACAAGUCUACUUUGACAGCAAAAAUUUCCUGACUCUCACAUAUCCACACUUUUCCUGGAUUACCCAUUUUCUCCUGUUCCCAACAGUGACCUCUUCUAUCAGCUUUGCUUGCAUCCUGGUCCAUCAGUUAGAUCCAUGUCUGGAUUCAUGGUUCUUCAGUAUCUUUUCCAGAGAAAAUUUCUUGCAAAGACUAUGUAGAGUAAUAAAACCUGUCAACUCUUCUGUUUCCUUCUAGUAAUACUUAGCAUUUAAGUAGAAAGUUUCAUUAGGGCAAUGUACAAUCAAUGAUACUUCAUGUUAGUUCCAGUACCCUCACCUGAACUGCUGUAAAUAAAUAGCCUAUGUGAGGCCCUGGUGUUGUGCAGUCACACAAAGCCUGGGGCCUCAUCCCUCCUCCUUAUCACAGGUAAUGUGCUUAAUGGCUGCUUUGCUGAUGAGCUAAUGUACCUACCCCUCCUGCAGGAAUACUUGCACCUCCCUUGAGGAGUGGAGAAGAGCUCUGGUUAUUGUAGUGCAUUUCAGCUCAAUGGCCUGUUGAUUCAGUUUCCUCCAGAAAUCUUGGUGAUCCAACACUGGGUUCUAUGCUUACCAAUAGAAUAAUGAUGGAAAAGUAUUAUGUUUUCUUUUACUGAUUUAAUCUUUCUCAUAACUGACACUGAAGGGAAAACUAGCCAAACAAGUCCAACAUUCUCCAUGUCAUCAUGCUUCAGAUUAGCCAUCUGUAGAAAUAACUUUGCUGACAAACCUUCAUGUGCACCAUUUGGUGUCCGUUAACUUAUGAUCAGAACUGAAGGAUCCAGGUCUUGGUCAGUGAGGCUGAGCAGAGGAUCAAAUAACUGGGGACAUAAUGGACCUGUAAGAGGGGCUGUGUCAGUGGACUUGAGAUACAGGGAAGCUGCUUUUGCUUUAACUGGGUGCCAGGAGGGUGCCAUGUUCCCUCUCAGGGGGAAACUCUGGGAGGAAGAACAAAAGACUCACAUGGGACAAGUUAAUUUUGGAGUAACUCUCAGAAUGUUGAGCCUGUGCUGGCUUUCUUCCACUUCUGAAGUUUUUGAAGUAGAAUUAAAUAUAGAGUUUAUAGACAAUUUUGUAUUUUUCAUUUCAUCAAGUAAGCAAGCCUGCAAUUGCUGUUUAAAGAAGGAAGGCGGUAUGGACGGAUUACGUUAACUGAAAGUUCUCAGCACAAAUACCUGCUAGUUCUAUUUUUGCAUACAAUUAGUAAUUGGAAGGCUUAUACAAUAUUUUAGGGUGUUGUUAACAUGGGGCUAAUCCUAGCUGCCAAACAGAUGGUGUAAUCACUGCAUAAAAAAAAAAAUGUCCAAGACUGUGGAAUUGCCCAUGCUUUUUUGUCAUUUGUAUAAUUUUAAGGCUAAAGCUCACCAGGACCAUCUAACUUCAAAUAAAGUAAUUUAAAACCAGGAAUGUGAUACUGUAAAUAGGCAAUCUCUAUGGGUCACACUGCUAUAAUUUUAAAUUCUUGAAAGUUUUGCAUAUAGAGCUGCUUCUGCAACAGGCCGUUAUGCAUUACUGGUGACUUCCACAUUAAAGUAGCAGGCUUUGCAAGUCAAAUAGCUUUUUCAAAAGGCUGAAGUGGUGAGCUGAGCUAGAAGCUCUGAAACAAGCAGUCUGCUUCUGUGUUGGUGUUCAUUACAAGCCCUCAACAGCAAAGAGAAGAAUCCCUUCUUACUAUGGCUGGCAAAUUUUUCUGAUGAUGCCGGAGGCAGAAUUGGAUAUCACUGCUGUACUGCUCCGUUAGCUGUGUAAUGCUGACAACAAUAAAAACAAGUUGUCAGUUUAUUAAACAGAUAUAACAAAAAAUAUAGGGAACAGAUGUAUUUCAUCAAGUUGCAAUUUUUCGUGACUUACAAAAGCAGAAGUCUCCACCUAUAAUAAAUACGCUAGCAUUUUUCCUAAGUGAGGAGAUGGCUUGCAGUGCUGCACACAGUAUGUAUAAUGAAAAGGAAAUCAGAAAAUGGUCAUUUGAUGACGUUAGAGGACUAUGUUAUGUUAAACAAUGGAAAUGAGAUUUCCUUUAUUAAUUUGGAAUAUUCAUUAGCCUGGCAAAGCAGCUAAAGCAAUUUGCAAAUUAAAAAAGAUCAAGAAAACAAAACAGUAUGUGAAUUGUAUUUCUAUUGUGAGAAUGGUAUGUCAGCAGAAUUAUUAAGAUCUGUUUGAAGUUACUCAUUCAUGUAAUCAGUUUUUCAUGUUGUAUAUGCUCAGUAAUUUAUGUUCAUAUGGAAUAGUUCCUGCUUUUUGACUUUAGUCUCAUUAUGCAGCUUUGUUCUGAGCAAUGCUAUCAAAGCCCCAAAAUUCUCAGAGUGCAUUUCUGAACAUAUUUUUUAAGAUCUCAAAUUCAUAAUCUAAAAUUUUGUAAGGGAAAGUAAGUCAGCAACUAAACCAUGCCAGCACAGGUUUUACAAGACAUGUGUAGGAGCCUGUUACAUGCAGUGGGAUGUAGGGUUGAACAGAUGUUACAUGCUGUCUUGUCAAUUUUAAGGUGUGUAUUCCUUUUUAACACAGCACGUUCCUCUCACUGUACUUUCUUCCUGUAGGCAACAUUUUUCUGAGGAAAGGACUUUUUAGGAGCCAAAUUUCCCAAGAUGUUCCAAAAUUCAGGUUGGAAGGUCACAUAUUCCCAUUUUAAGCAUUUUAGAAAUAAAGAAGAUACAGUGUGUGCUGUAAUUCUUGGUAACAAGUAUAAAUACAGAAAACAACAUAGAGCAUAUUCAUACAUAUAUACAGAACAAAUGGGUGCCUUGCUUUUCAUUACUCUUUCUUGCCUGGCUAAUCUUCAUUUUCUAAACAAAGCUACUUACAGAUACUGCAGUUGUAAUUUUUCAUUAUGGAACAUUAGCAUUUAAUCUUGAUGAAACAGGGUUUUCUUGAUUACAUUUGACAUACCAUAAACCACUUCAGCAGACAGGGAUUUGACAGAGAAUCACAUCCCAUGGAUCAUUUUUUUGACAAAUGUGUCCCUGCUGAGUGUUCCUUGGGGCUAUGGAAGGUCUCCAAUACUUGGGAAAGGUAAUAAUUCUAGUUUUUAUUGUACAGUGACUGGAUGUCAACUUGUACAAUGAAAAAGAAAUCAUAAAUACAGAAGUCUUUGGCAGAAAGUGGUACAGGGUAUAAAAUGUUAGGUUUUAAUUAUGUUGAUAAAUCCUCCAUUUAGAAUACAGAAUGUGCUUUAGUUAGCAAAUGUUUAAAUAAUAUACUAUACCAGACAAAAUAUGCUGUUGAAAGAAGAUCUCCAAACUGAUGUGCUGGCAAAUGCAAAGUGCUGGUGAGCUGUAGAAGAAGAAACCAUUUUGCAACGCUUUAGUGAUUUUCUCCAGCUUUAUGCCGUAGGAACCCCAUCUCUCCUUUUGAAAGAAAACCUGAAAGCUCUAUUUCCUAAACUGCCUGCACUACAACAGUAUAUUCAAGGGAAUUUCAUAUGCUUCUUGUGUCUGAUAAGUAGAAUUUGCAUAUUGUACUUAAGUUGUAAUCCAGUUGUUGUUGACAUUUGUUUAAUUAUUAUUAUUUUAGGGGGGAAAUAAGCUAUACUGUAGCAUUUAAAUCGUGUAUUUAAUAUUACUAUUAGAAAAUGCUAGACCAUUGGAAGACAGCGAUGACUGUAUUGACAUUGAUUAGCAUGAUGUGGAAACUCUCUCAGCUGUUGGUUUUUGCAGUGUGAUAUAAAAAGCAAAAAUGAACCGCUGUGCAGUUUGGCUUAUGUUUGCUUUAAAGUGUGUAAAGUUUUAGUUAUUUUGCAAAACUGUACUGUAUUUGGGAGUAUACAGUUAUGAAGGUAACACUUGUUAUUCAAAGGACAGAUAUACUUACUCUUGGAUCAUAUGAUGUAUCAUCUUAAUUUGGCUUUUGUUAUGCAGAAAGUUAACACCAGCUAUUAAAAUAUAUUUUAGUAGAAAUGCUUUAAUUCCUGUUUCUUCCUCUACACUGUGAAUAUUUAAGCCUUGGUGGACUAGAGCAACAUCAUGCUGCCCAAAGUACUAACCUAUGCAAACUAGUUCACAUUUUAGUUGAUGUCACAGUGGAUGUAACAUAGCAAUUUAUUUUGCAUAACAUUAAAGGUCAUUCAAAUAAAAUAUUAAACCCA
Messenger RNA from Apus apus (common swift), 7483 nucleotides. RefSeq names its product nebulette (gene NEBL). Gene Ontology annotation, molecular function: actin filament binding. Gene Ontology annotation, biological process: cardiac muscle thin filament assembly. The coding region runs from base 6 to 2822 and encodes 938 amino acids. The transcript has 26 exons. The record is from RefSeq and is a predicted model, not a curated record. NCBI's taxonomy places the organism in Eukaryota, Metazoa, Chordata, Aves, Apodiformes, Apodidae. Gene Ontology annotation, cellular component: focal adhesion; Z disc.